AUGGGAUUCUUCCAUUGCAUCUCCACCGUCAACUCCACGCAUCCCUUAACGAGCACUGAAGCCCGGCAAGCCCCGGAUCGCCGAUGACCACUUCCGGCGCGCCCAAGCGCCCAAGCUUCAAGCGCUCCUCGCCCGGGAAGAAGUCGCGGCUCAGAACCCGUCGCGUCGCCGCCGGUGGCCGAGAGGGCGAGGCCGAGGCCGAGGCGGCGGGGACCUCGGCGCUGGCGAGGGCAUUGCUUCCCGCAUCGGUGGGGCUAGACGCGGUGCCGCCUGUUGGGCGCGCAUUGCCGCGAGACUUCUUCGAGGUGGAUGCCCUCGACCUGGCCCCCCGCCUCCUCGGCAAGCUCCUUCGGCGCGAUGAGGUUGUCCUCCGCAUCACCGAGGUGGAGGCUUAUAGGCCAAAUGACUCCGCAUGCCAUGGCCGGUUCGGCAUCACAGCGAGGACAGCUCCAGUGUUUGGACCGGGAGGCCAUGCAUAUGUGUAUCUGUGCUAUGGACUUCACAUGAUGCUCAAUGUGGUUGCCGAUAUAGAGGGGGUUGGUGCUGCCGUUUUGAUCCGGUCAUGUUCUCCAGUUAGCGGUCUUGAAACUAUUCAGCGGCGCCGGGGUCAACAAACCGAGAAACCGAUCCUACUUACGGGACCAGGAAAGGUUGGACAAGCUCUGGGCCUAUCCACUGACUGGUCGAACCAUCCUCUCUACGCGCCUGGUGGGUUGGAGGUACUGGACGGGCCAGAGCCGGAGAGCAUUUUGGUUGGUCCCCGCGUUGGCAUCGAGUACGCGUCUCCCGAGCAUGUCGCGGCGCCGUGGAGGUUCGCGAUUGCCGGCACGCCGUGGAUCAGCGCCCCCAAAAACACGCUACGGCCACGCUACUGACCGGUGUCUGAACAGGAACCGUUCGAGUCCCGUUCCAACCCGAAUUGCCAUGUGUUUGUAUUUGCUUGACACUUCGGAAUGCUGCCUAUAACUGGCUCUUGUAAAUGUAUCACAGUGUGUUCGACAAAAAGGCCUACGAACUCUACGAGGGCGGGUGCCCGGGCCGAACAUUCUCAAAUGUUAAAAGCGUGGAGUGUGUUUGAAGGGCUGAGAAAGAUGACUAGAGAGAAGUAAAUAAGAGUCAAUUAACUAUUUUUU
This is a messenger RNA of Zea mays, 1133 nucleotides long. Its product is annotated as DNA-3-methyladenine glycosylase. NCBI's taxonomy places the organism in Eukaryota, Viridiplantae, Streptophyta, Magnoliopsida, Poales, Poaceae. Gene Ontology annotation, biological process: base-excision repair. The record is from RefSeq and is marked validated. Gene Ontology annotation, molecular function: DNA binding; alkylbase DNA N-glycosylase activity.